UCAAGUUACAGCUCUAGUGAUUCGGACAUUCAACAAGUGCAUUUUGCUAAAAGCAAACAAAACAAAAAUAUCAUAACUUGCAGCUUUCCAAAGCAAAUCAAUAAAAAGUCAAUGAAUCAACUAGCAAUUAUUUCAAUGCUUUUAAAGCUAUAAAAGCAAGCGGACGUCGAUAUACCGAAAGUAUAGAAAACAUAUUGCAAGAGAGACAGAGAUAGAGGGAGAGUGAGAGUGAUUGCAAGAUUUAUGCAUGUUUUUCAUUUGUUUAUAAAAUAGAAAAGUGGAAACAAUGAGUUGCUUCAGUGCAAUGAAUACCCCCCUAUUGGGGGAAAUGGAGCAGACAAUCUGUAUGUUAGAGCGUGGCACAAUUGUAACGAAACUGUAUGGAAAACAACGACGCCCCGAUCGUCGACACCUCAUGCUUAUCAGAGAGACCCGUCAGCUGUUAUGGUCAACAGUUGCCGCACACACGCGCACAGACUACGAGGGAACGAUACAGUUACGGGAAAUACGUGAGAUUCGCGUUGGAAAGAACUCCAAGGAAUUUCGAUUACAUGCUGAUGAUUGUCAACGCUUUGAGAGCAGCAAAUGUUUCGUUAUUAUGCAUGGAAAUAGUUUUAAGCUCAAAAGCUUUUCGGUUGUUGCUCUCUCCGAGAUCGAGGCGGAUAAUUGGGUAAGGGGAUUACGCUAUAUGGUCAAGGAUACGAUUAAUGCACCAUAUCCGCUGCAAAUCGAUCGUUGGCUGCGUCGCGAAUAUUAUUCCUUUGAGAAUGUCAACUCACAUCUGACCAAAUCGGAGCAGAGCUCCCAGGUGACCAUCAAGGAUUUCAAGACAUUCUUGGCCAGCGUCAGCUGCAAAAUGAGCACCAGCAAAUUUAUGGAGUGCUUCACCGAUGACAUUCGACGCAAACAUGAUCUCAAAUUUGAUGAUUUCUCGCGCUUAUAUCAAAAACUCCUGUUGCCCGUGAGUUUCUUGAAUAUUAUUAUCGGCGGCACUGAGUUUGCCUAUUCCGAGGAUAAAAAGAUAAUACGGCCAAUUGAGUUUAAGCGGUUUCUGGAAAACGAACAGCAUGAUUAUAACAUUGCUGAACUAAAUAACAUUUCCGGUUUUAUGCGAGAUUUCGUGCAGGAUGUGGAACGGGAUGUACAGGAGCCAUUUUUGACCAUAUCCGAGUUUGUCGACUAUCUCUUCUCCAAGCAAAAUGAUCUUUGGGAUGUCAAAUACGAUAGCGUGUUCAUGGACAUGAAUCAACCGUUGUCCUCCUAUUGGAUUGCCUCGUCCCACAACACAUAUCUAACUGGGGAUCAGUUCUCCAGCGAAUCCUCCUGCGAGGCUUAUGCUCGUGCCCUGCGCAUGGGCUGUCGCUGCAUCGAACUGGACUGCUGGAAUGGUCCCGACAAUUUGCCCUACAUCUUUCAUGGUCACACAAUGACAUCGAAAAUUAAAUUUAUGGAUGUGAUCAAAACAAUUAAGGAUCAUGCUUUCACAACAUCCGAAUACCCUGUAAUUCUGUCAAUCGAACAGAACUGCUCCUUGGAACAGCAGCGCAAUAUGGCACAUGCUCUCAUUGAGGUCUUUGGAGACAUGCUCUUGACGCAACCGUGCGAUCGCAAUGAGUUGCAUCUGCCAUCACCAAAUCAGUUGCGUCGUAAGAUUAUCUUGAAGCACAAAAAGUUGCCACAAUUCGAUGAGAAUGUUGGCGCUAUCAAUUUGCCUGCUGUUGGAGUCAAUAAUGGGACAAUUGCAUCGUUCAACCAUCGAUCAUCGCUGGGGGGAGGAGCAGCCGAUGAUAGCGAGAAUAUGCAAAAGAUCUUAAAGAAGGGAUUGCUGUAUUUUAAGGAUCCCGUUGAUAAGUCAUGGAACCUUUAUCAGUUUGUGCUGACGCAACAGGAAUUGAUCUAUACGUCGGAAAUAAGCGAGAGUCGUAAUGGUAAUUCCGAGGAUGAUGAUUUUGGACUCUCCUCGUGCACUUUGAAUAGCAACAUGCAACAGAAACAGAAGGACACCUCAGCCAAUGAUGAGCUGCACUUUGGCGAGAACUGGUUUCAUGGUAAACUCGAGGGUGGCCGACAAGAAGCGGAUCAACUUUUGGAGACCUACAAACAUCUCGGAGAUGGCACUUUCUUGGUACGCGAAUCAGCCACCUUUGUUGGAGAUUAUAGUUUAUCCUUCUGGCGACGCAAUCGUCCCAAUCAUUGUCGCAUCAAACUGAAGCAUGAGAAUGGUUCCAUUAAGUAUUAUCUGGUUGAGAAUUUCGUCUUCGAUUCGUUGUACUCGCUGAUCGUGUAUUAUCGCAAGAAUAUGUUGCGCAGCUCAGAGUUUUCCAUUAUCCUCAAGGAGCCGGUGCCGCAGCCAAAGAAGCAUGAGAGCCAGGAUUGGUUUCAUCCAAAUACAACCAAAGAGCAGGCGGAACAAGGACUUCUUAAGCUGGAUAUUGGUUCAUUCCUUGUGCGACCAUCGGUGCAGAGCAUCAAUGCCUUUGUCAUAUCAUUCACAAUCAAUCGCAAGAUUAAACACUGUCGCAUCAUGCAGGAGGGACGUCUUUAUGCAAUUGACACCAUGCAAUUUGAGUCUUUAGUCUCACUCAUUCAUUAUUAUAUGAGAAAUCCGCUGUAUCGCAAUGUGAAGCUGAUUCAUCCCGUUUCCCAGGAGCUGCUGCGACAGACUCUCAUCGAGAAUGCGCAGCUGCAUAGUGAGCAUGGCAUUGAUAGCAACGGUGCAUCCAACUACAUGGGCUCAAAUCUGGAGGAGUAUGUCACCUGCAAGGCCCUCUAUAGCUAUAAAGCUGACAAGCCCGAUGAGCUCUCCUUUCCCAAGCAUGCCAUUAUUACCAAUGUCCAAAGAAAUAAUUCCAUGUGGUGGAAAGGUGACUACGGUGGCAUGAUCCAACAUCAUUUGCCAGCCAACUAUGUCAAGGUUAUUGAUUCGGCAACGGAGGAUUACAAUUCGGUUAACGAGGAGGGCAACGAUGGACGCACCGAUUCAAUCGAGAUUUAUGGAGCCGUUGCAUCUCUUUUUGAAUCAAACGAACCGGGAAUUAUAAUCAAGCUACAGAUACAAACACCGACAAUGCAGAAUCCAUUCAUAAUUGGAUUCGAUAUACAGGAGACGGCAUACGAAUGGAUUAAGGCCAUACAGGAUGCUGCAUUGAUUGCUAGCCAGUUGGCAACAGAGCGUCGGAAGAAGGAGCGUACGGCACGGGUGGCCAAGGAGAUGUCCGACUUGAUUAUCUAUUUUCGGAGUGUGCCGUUCCGGGAUCACUCGUGGAUAUUUCAGGAGAUGUCCAGUUUCCCAGAAACGAAGGCGGAAAAGCAGUUUAUACAACAGAAUAUGCCACUUUUCCUAUCAUAUCAUCGGAAUCAAAUUAGUCGCGUCUAUCCGAAGGGACAACGUUUGGAUUCGUCGAAUUUUAAUCCGGUUCCAUUUUGGAAUAUUGGCUCACAGAUGAUAGCGCUCAAUUAUCAGACUGGGGACAAGGCCAUGCAACUGAAUCAGGCCAAGUUUAGGAAUAACGGGCAAUGUGGCUAUAUAUUGAAGCCGUCGUUUAUGAGAUUUGAUAACUUUAAUCCCAAUAAUCCAUUGUCGGAUGGCCUCAAUGAGAUCAAGAUCAAUAUGCGUAUUAUCGCGGCACGACAUUUAUUCCGUGGUGGCAAAUCAAAUAACCCACAAAUUGUUGUUGAGAUUGUUGGCGCCAGUUUUGACAGCGGCAUCAAAUAUCGCACCAAGGUGAAUGAGAAUGGAUUCAAUCCGAUUUGGAAUGAAUCCUUUGAGUUUACCGUCCACAAUCCACAAUUUGCUCUGCUCCGUUUCGAGGUGCAGGAUGAGGAUAUGUUUGCCGAAACCCAUUUCAAUGCCCAGGCCUGUUAUCCAUUGACCUGCAUCCGUCAAGGAUAUCGCAGUGUCAUUCUGCGCAACAAAUUCAGCGAGGAUCUCGAGUUAUCCUCGCUUUUAGUCAACAUUGAGAUCACAAAUAGGACAUCGUCCACUUAAUGUCCAAGAACGUUUCGUUCGACCCAAAAAUAUCAAGUAUUCUAAUCUGAGGAUUGCAAAACACAUACAUAUCCCCAAACACACAUCCAAUCACAUAAAUAUCUACAUAUCUGUACUUUAUUCCUCAUGUUAAACUUACAGGUCAGCUGUACAAUUUAAUUGAAC
Molecule: messenger RNA, 4153 nt
Organism: Drosophila innubila
Lineage: Eukaryota; Metazoa; Arthropoda; Insecta; Diptera; Drosophilidae
Gene: sl
Product: 1-phosphatidylinositol 4,5-bisphosphate phosphodiesterase gamma-1
Exons: 6
Coding region: 287-3988 (1233 amino acids)
Biological process (GO): positive regulation of epithelial cell migration; phosphatidylinositol-mediated signaling; phospholipid catabolic process
Molecular function (GO): phosphatidylinositol-4,5-bisphosphate phospholipase C activity; protein binding
Source: RefSeq, a predicted model, not a curated record